Molecule: messenger RNA, 1444 nt
Organism: Anguilla anguilla (European eel)
Lineage: Eukaryota; Metazoa; Chordata; Actinopteri; Anguilliformes; Anguillidae
Product: proton-coupled folate transporter-like
Biological process (GO): transmembrane transport
Cellular component (GO): plasma membrane
Molecular function (GO): transmembrane transporter activity
Source: RefSeq, a predicted model, not a curated record
AUGGUUAUAGAUCCCGGAUUCGGACGCCCCCCCCCCGAUUCAGCGGUCGUAGACAAGCCGCCCUGUUCCCCUCUGCGCAGCGGGCGCCCGCCCUUCCCCUGUCCGCUGCCGAUCUCGGUGGAACCGGUGCUUUUUCUUUCCAUGUUCUCGCUGGCUCUCCAGAUGCCGUUGACCACGCAGUACCUCUGGGACCGCAUCAGUGAAGAUGUCGGCUACAACGGAACGAUCAGGGGGUGUCGAAAUACCUCCGGCCCGCCCGAUCCGCUGGAGAAGGAGGUGGAGACUCUGACGGCGCACUGGAGCCUGUACAUUAACCUGGGCGGUUUCGCGGUGGGGCUGUUCGUGGUGACGCUGCUGGGCCCGUGGAGCGACCGGGCAGGCCGGCGGGCGCUGCUGACGGUGCCCAGCCUGGGCCUGGCGCUGCAGGCGGGCACCUACCUGGCCGUGCUGUACCUGCGGCUGCCCGUGCCCUGGCUGCUGGCGGGCCGCCUGCUCAGCGGGCUGUCGGGCGACUUCAACGCCGCUGCCGGCUGCUUCGCCCACGUGGGCGACACCAGCGCCCGCCGCCACCGCACCUUCCGCGUGGCCGUGCUGGAGGCCUGCCUGGGCGUGGCCGGGAUGCUCGCCAGCGUCAUCGGCGGGAAGUGGCGCCGGGCGCAGGGGUACAUUAACCCUUUCUGGCUGGCCCUGGCGUGUAACCUGGCAGCGGCGCUGUACGCCUGGCUCUUCGUGGCGGACACGGUGACCCCUGACCCCGGGGCGCGCCUCUUUUCGGGGGCGCACCAGCGGGCGGUGCUGCGGCUGUACGGGCGGCGCUCGGGCGGCGCGGGCCCCCUGCUCUGGCUCUACGCGCUCUGCUUCCUGCUGGUGGUGACGGUGCAUUUCGGGAGCCGCGACCUGUACGUGCUGUACGAGCUGAGCGCCCCGCUCUGCUGGGGACCCGAGCUGGUGGGGUACGGCUCCGCCGCCCUGCACCUGGCCUACCUGAGCAGCCUGCUGGGCCUGCGCGUCCUGCAGCUCUGCCUGGACGAGUCCUGGGUCGCCCUGCUGGGCCUGGCCUCCAACGGCGCCGCCCUGCUGGUCAUCUCCACCGCCAGCAGCACCGCGCUCAUGUUCACCGGGUAUGGGCUGAACUUCCUGUCCAUGGCUUCUACUCCGGUUCUCCGCUCAAAACUCUCCAAACUGGUGGACUCGUCCCAACAAGGAGCUCUGUUUGCGUCGGUGGCCUGUGUGGAGAGUCUGUGCUCUUUGCUGGCCACUGGAGUGUUCAACAGCCUGUACCCCGCAACCCUGCACAUCUUUAAGGGGUUCCCCUUCCUCUUCGGUGCCAUCCUCCUCCUCAUCCCCGCCUGCAUCAUCGGGACCAUCAGAUGUAGAGAAAUGAGGACGGCUCACGACGGAACCUCCUGAGGUUCCUCCUGGCCCCGCCCCCCUGACCUUCACA